AUUCUAGUUAACCAUAAACCGACUUACACAAACACGAAACCGACUUCAAUCCAUGUAACUUUUCGAUCAAACGGUUGAGUUUUUUAAAUUACAUACGGUGGAACCCUAACGAAGAACAUGGAUGCUACUAGCAGCGUAUCAAUGGAGUCAAUCAUGGAGAGAUUAUCGCAUCUGGAAAACCUCUACUUCCCUAGGGCUCAACAACCGUCCGCUCUCCUUCCCUCGCAACGUAAAUCUAUCCUCCGUGAUCUCUACUCUCGUAACGUCCCUGUUUUCUUAGAGCGCUAUGGAUCACUACUUACAUUGGAGGAGCUUAAAGAAUUCGAUACACUAAGUGACGAUUAUGAAAUCAACUGGCAUCUAAAUCAUCUACGAAGCUUAAUUAAUCCAACAUCCGAGGAUUUGAAGUCAAGGUCCGCAAAGGUUAAGAACCGGAGGCGUGCAUUCAUGGAUAGAUUAAUGUUCGAUGGGAAAUUCUUUUCUGAAGAGUCAAUGAGGGAUAGAGAACCCUACUUGCACCAUGAGUUUGUCGGGAAAUUUCAAGACCAAAGUGGAAGACAGAUGUCUCGGCCCGGAGAACGAUGGUCCGAGACAUUGUUGAGAAGGGCCGAGGAAGCAGAGUUGGUCGAAAAGAUUAGACGGGAACAGCAGAGAUUGGGCGUUGAUGAGCGGGAAUGGGUUGGGAACGAACGACAAGAAGAAGAACAAGAAGAAGAGGAGGAGGAGGAAGAAGAGGAAGAGGAAGAUGAUGACGAAGACGGGAAACAGGUUAACAACGACAAGGGUAGUUUAGUAAAUGAACGGUCGAUGGGGGGUACUAGUUUAUCAGCUGAAGAGAUGCAAGAUCGAAUGGAGCAAUUUACGCAUGUGAUGCAACAGAAGUUUCUUGCAGGUGAAGAUGAUGAACAUUUUAAUUACUCCAGUAUUGAUGAUGAUGUGACAUUGGAUGAUCACUGGAUGAGGGAAGCUACUUAUGAUGCUGAAGAGAAGUAUUUUGCUGAUGUUUGAUAUAUCAAGGUUUUUAGUCUCGUAUUUGUGCUGAUCUGAUGCUACUGUAAUUACUUUCGUCUUAGCCAACGUUCGUUACAACUUUUUUUAGUGUGUAGUGAACUUAUAUUCCCCAAAAGUAGAAAUAUUCUUGUUAUUGCU
Molecule: messenger RNA, 1149 nt
Organism: Helianthus annuus (common sunflower)
Lineage: Eukaryota; Viridiplantae; Streptophyta; Magnoliopsida; Asterales; Asteraceae
Product: coiled-coil domain-containing protein 97
Exons: 2
Coding region: 118-1008 (296 amino acids)
Source: RefSeq, a predicted model, not a curated record